AUGACUGUGAAAGAAACCCUAGCGUCGAUUUUGAGACUCCAGCAACUCAAUUCGCCCGUCAUUGAUGAAACCAUUAAUAGGCAAGUGAACCCAGAGUAUCCAUUUGAUGAAGACCAGUCUUCAAAGGGAGAUUAUACGCCAGUCCCGUUAUUGCUGGCGACUGAAAGGGGAAUAGCAGAGAUUGGAAACAGGUUACUAGAACGUGCAGAGGAGGUAACACUCUUCCACUACGCCAUGUUGCGCAACAAGGAAAACAAGACUUGCGAAGAGCUAUUCAAAACGAAGCACAAUGAACGACUCAAGCGAGCACAGCAAUGGAGAAAAGACACUCCUCACUCUUGCACUGCAGUGGCUGUUCUCGUUGCUAUCGUGACCUUCUCAGCUGCCUACACUGUACCAGGAGGUUCCAAUGAGAAGGGAUUUCCAGUUUUCCUCAACAACACUCUCUUCUUGGUUUUCACAGUCAUGGAGGCUAUUGCUUUAACUUGCUCCUUGACCUCCAUUGUAAUGUUCUUGUUCUUCCUCACAUAG
This is a messenger RNA of Mangifera indica (mango), 531 nucleotides long. RefSeq lists its product as uncharacterized. The transcript is spliced from 3 exons. The record is from RefSeq and is a predicted model, not a curated record. The coding region runs from base 1 to 531 and encodes 176 amino acids. NCBI's taxonomy places the organism in Eukaryota, Viridiplantae, Streptophyta, Magnoliopsida, Sapindales, Anacardiaceae.